Penicillium alfredii is the source of this 612-nucleotide messenger RNA. RefSeq names its product p24 family protein. The transcript is spliced from 3 exons. The record is from RefSeq and is a predicted model, not a curated record. Gene Ontology annotation, cellular component: Golgi apparatus; endoplasmic reticulum-Golgi intermediate compartment; endoplasmic reticulum. Gene Ontology annotation, biological process: endoplasmic reticulum to Golgi vesicle-mediated transport; intracellular protein transport; protein retention in ER lumen. The coding region runs from base 1 to 612 and encodes 203 amino acids. Lineage: Eukaryota; Fungi; Ascomycota; Eurotiomycetes; Eurotiales; Aspergillaceae.
AUGCGAUUCUCCGCCGCCACCCUCCUGGUCACCGCGCUGGGCUGGUUCUCCGCCGCGACCGCACACACCAUCCAGCUCAAGGCUCACUCGCGAGAAUGCUUCCACGAGGCCUUGCACAAGGACGAUGUCAUGACCGUGACCUUCCAGGUCGGUGAUCGGGAGUUUGGGGGGAGUGGAAACCUCGACAUUGAUUUUUGGGUCGAGGAUCCCCUGCACAACCGCCAAUACUUCAAGCAAGCCGUCUCCAACGAGGACUACUCUUUCACUGCACACAGUGACGGCCAGUACGACUACUGCUUCAGCAACGAGGGCUGGACGUCCAACUCGAAGGAGGUCUCUUUCAACGUCCACGGGAUUGUCUACGUACCGGAGGCGGAGAUGUCGCAGGACCCCCUGGAAACCGAAGUCCGCCGAUUGUCCGAGGCUCUGGCGCAGGUUAAGGACGAGCAAUCGUACAUUGUGGUCCGCGAGCGCGUGCACCGGAAUACCGCCGAGAGCACCAACAAUCGAGUCAAGUGGUGGAGUCUGUUCCAGCUGGCUGUGGUGAUUGGCGAGGGUAUUUUCCAGGUGUGGUGGUUGAAGCGAUUCUUCGAGGUGAGUUGGUUCUUUUGA